UCGGAACAGCCAGGAGGUCCCGCCCCCAGGCGGAACUCGGGGUUGCUGGGCAACCGGUGGCGGCUCCGCGGGCAGGCUGUGUGCUCCCUAGAGCGAGCCCAGGGUAGCUCCCACUUCGACCCCCGGCUGCUUCCCGUCCCGCCGGCUUCCUCUCCUGCCGCCCCUCCUCGCGCCCCGGAAUCCCUGCCCUUGGCACAAAGGAAACCUCUCCGGCUGCCACGACGCCUUAGCGCCCAUCAGCGUCGAAGCCAAGUUCCAUCGAAAGCCAAGUGCUUCGACCCCAGGCGGGGCCUCCACGUUGACUGGCCGCGCCUCUCGGACCAUGAGCACCUACACGUACACCUUCACCAGCCGGCCCCGGGUCCUGCCCUGCCAGCGCCGCCGUUACCGGGACAGCCUGAUGCAGCCAGCCGAAGAGCCCACGCCGUACGCGAACAUCAUGUACGACCGGCGGGUGAUCCGGGGCAACACCUACGCUGUCUACCAGGAGCCGCCCCAUGGGCAGCUCAGCAAUGCAGAGCUUCAGAGGCACCGUCGGAUGCAGAAGAGGGCUCUUUCCAAAAAACGAACCCAAGAACAGCUGAGGCCGUGGACGCCGGAACCCGUGGAAGGCAGAAAGCACGUGGACGUGCAGACAGAAUUAUACCUUGAAGAAAUUGCCGACCGAGUAAUAGAAGUUGAUAUGGAAUGCCAAACAGAUGCGUUUUUGGACAGACCACCAACGCCACUUUUUAUUCCUGCCAAAACUGGCCGAGAUGUGGCCACGGAAAUACUGGAAGGAGAGCUCUUUGACUUUGACCUUGAAGUCAGGCCGAUGUUAGAAGUUCUGGUGGGAAAGACCAUUGAGCAGGCUCUCCUGGAGGUGAUGGAGGAAGAGGAGCUGGCCAACCUGCGGGCCGGCCAGAACGCGUACGAGGAGCUGCGCAAUGUUGAGCUGGCCGAAGUUCAGAGACUCGAAGAGCAAGAGAAACGGCACCGACAGGAGAAAGAGCGCCGGAAGCAGCAGCAGUGGGAGGUGGUGCACAAGCACAGGCAGACGGCGGAGAAGAUCGCCGCCCGCGCCUUCGCCCUGCGCUACCUGUCCGACCUCCUGCCCUCGGUCUUCGGCAGCCUCCGCGACGGCGGCUACUUCUUCGAUCCCGUCGAGAGAGAUAUUGAGCUAGGAUUCCUUCCAUGGCUAAUGAAAGAAGUCGAGAAGACUGUGGAACACGGCAUUGUGGGAAGGACAGUGCUUGACAUGCUGAUCCGUGAGGUCGUGGAGAGGAGGCUGACCAUGUACGAGCGUAAGGACAGCAAGCUCCCGUCGGUGAAACCCGAGAGCCGGCCCAGUGGCCCUGCAGCGCGGAGGAACCCGCCGAUGGGCCACGAGUUCCAGGACCAGCGGCCCCUUGCAAACCCUGACUCCCUGCGGAGAACAGACAGAGUGUCGUCCCAGGAGAGGAUGCUCAGGGAGGAAGAGGAUGAACUGACGGAACUGAGGAGCUCCUCCCGGAGGGAGGCCUGGGAUGCGUGAGGCCGCCCGGAGCCCACCGGCACCGGCGCCGCAAGCGCCAGCGAUCAGGUCAGGCCGAACUGCGGGGGCGGGGGUGGGGGUGGGGGGUGGGGGCCUCGGGCUGCACCGAUCGGGUCGCAUUGCGUUGGCGCGGUUUUUGUCUGAUGGGCCAGGCCAGUCGAGAAAUAAUGUUGAAAUAAUAAAACCUAAUAAUAAGUGAAGCUUAAAUACUUAAAUACUUCAUUUAUUUGACAAUGAGAUACCUUUCAAGUUAUAACUCUCGUGAGAAUUAUGCUUAAUGAUAAGCUUCCCAUUGUCACUAUAUAUAACUAUCAAAUAUAUUUUUUCUUAACCUUUCUAA
Messenger RNA from Phyllostomus discolor (pale spear-nosed bat), 1853 nucleotides. RefSeq names its product radial spoke head 3 (gene RSPH3). Bases 323 to 1513 code for a protein of 396 amino acids. The record is from RefSeq and is a predicted model, not a curated record. The transcript is spliced from 8 exons. Gene Ontology annotation, cellular component: cilium. Lineage: Eukaryota; Metazoa; Chordata; Mammalia; Chiroptera; Phyllostomidae.